This is a messenger RNA of Centropristis striata (black sea bass), 7179 nucleotides long. Its product is annotated as sarcoplasmic/endoplasmic reticulum calcium ATPase 2. The transcript has 24 exons. Gene Ontology annotation, molecular function: ATP hydrolysis activity; ATP binding; P-type calcium transporter activity. Bases 438 to 3635 code for a protein of 1065 amino acids. Gene Ontology annotation, biological process: intracellular calcium ion homeostasis; calcium ion transmembrane transport. Gene Ontology annotation, cellular component: membrane. Lineage: Eukaryota; Metazoa; Chordata; Actinopteri; Perciformes; Serranidae. The record is from RefSeq and is a predicted model, not a curated record.
CAUCACUGCAUUUAGAUUUUUUUUAAGUAGAAAUAUUUACUUUAAAGGUUUGGACCGGAAGUUGUAUGUUGUGACUGUGUAACUUGUUGUUCUGGCUGAUAGUCUGAGUAUUAGUGACCCAGAGACACACUGCAGCUAGGACCAGCACUAAUAACACCACAGUGUCUACUCAACUAUCUGAAACCCUGUUUAAACAUUUGCCUCUUUAGCUUAACAAAAGGCCUUUUUUCUUUUUCUUUUUUUUUUUAACGGAAACCAUUUUCUGUUUCCAUGGAAAUGUCCUGAUUUUUUACUCAUGAGCGGCUGUCACAGUUCUACUCCGAUAAAAAGCCUGUUGUGAUAUUAAGUUUGCCAGUAUUAGUUGCUGUAGGACAGGACCCUGGACGCAUGUUCCUGUGAUCUCUGUAUAGGACACUGGACGGACGUCACUCUGUGUGAUGGAUAAUGCUCAUACAAAAACAGUGGAGGAGGUUUUAGGCUUCUUCAGUGUAAAUGAGUCAACAGGCCUGAGCUGUGAGCAGCUGAAGAAGAACAGGGAGAGAUGGGGACCCAACGAAUUACCAGCUGAAGAGGGAAAGUCUCUCUGGGAGCUGGUCCUUGAACAGUUUGAGGACCUGUUAGUUCGAAUCUUGCUGCUGGCUGCGUGCAUCUCCUUUACGUUGGCUUGGUUUGAAGAAGGGGAGGGGACAAUCACAGCCUUUGUUGAACCCUUCGUCAUCCUUCUUAUCCUCAUCGCCAACGCUAUUGUGGGAGUAUGGCAGGAGCGUAAUGCAGAGAAUGCCAUUGAGGCUCUGAAAGAGUACGAGCCAGAGAUGGGAAAGGUGUACCGACAGGACAAGAAGAGCGUCCAGAGAGUCAGAGCCCGAGACAUCGUUCCUGGAGACAUCGUGGAAGUUGCUGUUGGUGAUAAGGUCCCAGCUGACAUCAGGCUGGCGUCCAUCCGCUCCACCACUCUGAGGGUGGACCAGUCCAUUCUGACGGGGGAGUCUGUGUCAGUGCUCAAACACACAGACCCUGUUCCAGAUCCCCGAGCUGUCAACCAGGACAAGAAGAACAUGCUCUUCUCCGGCACCAACAUUGCAGCGGGCCGUGCCAUUGGUGUUGUGGUGGCAACAGGGGUGCAGACAGAGAUUGGGAAAAUCCGAGAUGAGAUGGCCUCCACUGACCCUGAAAGGACCCCACUCCAACAGAAACUAGACCAGUUUGGAGAACAGCUGUCUAAGGUCAUCAGUGUGAUCUGUGUGGCAGUGUGGGCCAUCAACGUGGGACACUUUAAUGACCCGGUCCAUGGAGGCAGCUGGCUGAGAGGAGCUGUUUACUAUUUCAAGAUUGCUGUUGCACUGGCUGUAGCUGCCAUACCAGAAGGCCUCCCAGCAGUCAUCACUACCUGCCUCGCACUGGGCACCAGGAGGAUGGCCAGGAAGAACGCCAUCGUCCGCAGUCUGCCAUCAGUGGAGACGCUGGGUUGUACCUCUGUUAUCUGCUCUGACAAGACAGGAACACUGACCACCAACCAGAUGUCAGUCUGCAGGAUGUUUGUAGUGGACAGUGUGUUAGGGGAGCGCUGCAGCCUGAGCGAGUUCACAGUGACUGGAUCUACUUACGCCCCUGAGGGGGAAGUUUAUAAGGAUGGCUCAGUGGUAAAGUCCAGUCAGUAUGAAGGCCUGGUGGAGAUGGCCACCAUCUGUGCACUGUGCAAUGACUCCUCACUGGACUACAAUGAGACAAAGGGUGUGUAUGAGAAGGUUGGGGAGGCAACAGAGACUGCCCUCUGCUGUCUGGUGGAGAAAAUGAAUGUGUUCGACACUGACCUGAGAGGACUGAGCCCUACUGAGAGAGCUACAGCAUGCUGCUCUGUGAUUAAGCAGCUGAUGAGAAAGGAGCUAACACUGGAGUUUUCCAGAGACAGGAAGUCCAUGUCUGUCUUCUGUUCAUCCAAUAAACUCACCAGGUCUGCUUCUGGAGCCAAGAUGUUUGUCAAGGGAGCUCCAGAGAGCGUGUUGGAGCGAUGUAACUACAUCAGGGUCAGCGGUUCUGCUCGUGUGCCUUUAAGCCCGGUUGUUCGAGAGCAAAUCCUGUCCACUGUGCGCGAAUGGGGAUCGGGUCGAGACACGCUGCGAUGCCUCGCCAUGGCAACUAGGGAUACACCCCCUGACAUCCACUGCCUCAACCUGGAGAAUUCAGCUGGCUUUGCUGACUAUGAGUUGGACCUGACCUUUGUGGGCUGUGUGGGCAUGUUGGACCCCCCCAGGAAAGAGGUCCUUUGUGCAGUCCGGAUGUGUCGGCAAGCUGGCAUCAGAGUUAUCAUGAUCACAGGUGAUAACAAAGGUACGGCCCUGUCUAUCUGUCGGAGGGUGGGCAUCAUCACAGAGCAGGAAGAGGAGCAGGAGGUUGCUGGGGUCAUGGGGGGCCUAACAGGGAGAGAGUUUGACGAGCUGCCCCCUCACCUGCAGCGUCAGGCCUGCAGGACAGCACGCUGCUUUGCUAGGGUGGAACCGGCACAUAAAAGUCGUAUAGUGGAGUACCUGCAGAGCCUCAGUGACAUCACUGCAAUGACGGGGGACGGUGUGAAUGACGCACCUGCACUGAAAAAGGCAGAGAUUGGCAUCGCUAUGGGCAGCGGCACAGCAGUGGCUAAAUCAGCCUCUGAGAUGAUCCUGGCUGAUGACAACUUCUCCACCAUUGUGGCUGCAGUAGAGGAGGGCAGAGCCAUUUACAACAACAUGAAACAGUUCAUCAGAUACCUGAUAUCAUCCAACAUAGGAGAGGUGGUCUGUAUUUUCUUGACGGCUGCACUGGGCAUGCCUGAAGCACUGAUCCCAGUCCAGCUGCUAUGGGUUAACCUUGUCACUGACGGUUUCCCAGCAACAGCUCUGGGCUUUAACCCUCCAGACCUGGACAUCAUGUCCCGCCCUCCUCGUUCCCCCAAAGAGCCUCUGAUCUCCAGCUGGUUGUUCUGUCGCUACCUCAUCAUUGGUUGCUAUGUAGGAGCUGCCACUGUCGGAGCUGCAGCCUGGUGGUAUAUGGCCGCCCACGAUGGACCAAAACUUUCCUACUAUCAGCUGUCUCACUACCUGCAGUGCAGUGAAGGCCAUGUUGAGUUUGCUGGUGUGCAGUGUUCAGUCUUUGAGUCUCCUUAUCCCAUGACUAUGGCCCUGUCUGUCCUGGUAACUAUAGAGAUGUGCAAUGCCCUUAACAGUCUUUCAGAGAACCAGUCCCUACUGAAAAUGCCUCCCUGGUCAAACCCUUGGUUGGUGGGGGCCAUCUGUCUGUCCAUGGCUCUUCAUUUCCUCAUUUUGUAUGUGGACCCACUGCCGGUGAUUUUCCAGAUACGUCCGCUGUCGUGGCCUCAGUGGGUGGUCGUGUUGAAGAUGUCACUUCCUGUCAUCUUGAUGGAUGAGGCUCUAAAAUUCCUGGCCCGCAACUACAUUGAGAAAGGAAGCCAGAUCCAGUCACUGGAAGAGGAAGAGGAAAUGCGGAGGACAGGGACAAGCACAGGAUUAGUCGGUGCCAUGAUGACGAAGCUCAAGCAGUCACUGAAGGGUGUGUCCUGGUCAUUCAUCCUGAUCUCUGCACCACUCGUGAUCUGGAUCUUCAGCCUGGACUCUGACAUCACCAACAUCUUCUGGGAGUGAUGAGAGAGCAAGAGGACGGCCGCACUGUGGGGAAGAAGAAAGAGAAAAUGUAAAGAAGGACUGUUGGAAUAAAAUGCAGAGCAUUGGGUAGUGAUGUGCCAAUGACGCCUCAUGAAGCAUUUUCUUUAUUUUCUGAGCCCACUAGAUGGCACCCUUUGUUCAUUGAAAAAGGCUCUAGCAAUGGUAAUUAAGUGUGUUUUCAGCCCUUUGUUGAACAGAGAGCUCCAUCUAGUGAAGUCAAAAAACACAGGAAAUGCUUCAUUAGGCUUCAUUGGCACAACACUAGCAUUGGGUGUGUCAGGGUGAGGUGAGAUGGGAGCAAAGUAUUUAUCAUCUUUGCUUGUUUCUCUGAGAUUCAAGAAUUUAAACUGUAAGCGAUUAAGGGUAAAACAUUUCGCUAACAAAAGAAAAACAAAGAGUAUCUCCACACUAAAUGGUGCUAUGUGUAGCAUUUCAUUGACAUCCCAUAGCUUACUUAGACUGGACUCUAGGCCAAUGUUGCUCAGUUUGUCUGUCCAACACUGAAAUGCAAACAUUGCAUGCUCACCUGCUAACCUUUGCCUUCUAAAGUACUAAAGGUUGCCUGAUAAAUAUUAGCAUGUUAGCAUGCAAUAAUCUGUUCUUGUGUUGUAAAACAGUCAGACUAGGGAGUCACAAAGUAAACGCUUUUCCUUGCCAGAGGUUGUAUUCAUUUCCCGCUCAGAUAGUUUCACUUUUCACCAGCUGUUUAUGAAACCUUCACUAAGUUUGUGUUUAUCUACUAGCUAGCUUAAGACUAGUCUUUUAUUCAAUCAGAAGGCACCACUAAAACUAAAGUAACAUCUUAACCAGUAAAGACUAUAAGAAUCAUCUGUAACAGUGUCCAAUCAAAUACAAUUAACAGGAAGUCAUCGUAGCAUCACAAGUUAUAGGUAUACAUAAGUUAAUGAGUAGUAAGAUACAUUUUUCUUUAAUUGUAUUCAUUUUCUUUAGAGUGGGAGGAAUAAAAUAACCUCUUCUACUAAUAUCUGUUGUUAGAUUAUUGGCAUAACCUUUUGGAAUUUGAAAUAUUUAUUGUUAAAUUUAAUUUGAAGUGUUUUCAAUUACAAAAUAAUUAACAAUGUUUUUUUGAGUAUAGAAUAAAAUAUGUUGACUAUAUCCCAUUACCUCUUUUACUGGCUACUCAACAGCUUUACCUGUAUUUAGUGGCUGUAAAUACAUCUCUUCAUAACAAAUUAGUAUUCUAUAGGUAAAAAAUUCUGGUAAACAACUGGGGUAACUGGCUCCUGAGGAGGAGAAGUCAUGAAAAUAAUUAGUUUGUUUCUUUCAUUUCUAGGUAUUAAUCCCUCUCUGGUCCCGCAGUGGUUUCCAACCACCACUGCUGCAGAUGUGUAAGGAGAUCAGAGGGAUAGCAUGUUGAUCAGUUAUUGAAAUGCUACAUACAGCACCUUUAAUAUGUCAUGUCUAGUUGAAAAAUAGUGGAUUCAAUAGAAAAAAGAGAGAAGCACUGAGUGUUCUUAAAUCACACACACACCCACCCACACACACACACACACACACACUGUGUGCACACUGUAGUAAUCUGGUCAGUAUCAGGUGAUGAGGCCAGAUCACUGGAUGUAAAAGCGACCAUUGCAACAACAUUUUGUUUGAAUACUGUCUCAAACAAGCAUUUAACAUUUAUUUUAAGGAAGAUAGCUAGCAGACAUGACAGGAUGCAUGUCAGCGCAUGUCACACAUCUCUAACAGCCAGUGUGUGUGCAGGUGUGUCCUGCAGUCUUGGCUUCAAGUGUGAUGUAUGUACAGCUGUCUGUCAACAGCUUUUUAAUAGGGUUGACAUGGUGGAGUACAGUUCAUCAUAACCUUUAAAGGCCAGUCAUUCUAACAAAUCAACAAUUCAGUAUCCUUCCUUGUUUUUUCUGUUGAUUGUUAGUGCAAAGCUCAGAAAGUCUUAACUUGACUGUAAGCCUUCACACCAGGACACAUGUCCAUUUCUUUUAUUCAUGUGUAAACACAGUAGAGCUUGUUAUGUUCUUGCAGGAACAGUCUGUAACAUGUAUAUAAGAUAAAUGGAUUACUAUGGUUUAUAACUGUCAGUCCAGCAGUCUCACUCAGGACGCUGCAGCACCAUGUGUUUAGUUCUGUCCUCCUGUCUCUCUCAAAUGAUUUUAGAUGCAGAGCUGUAACACAGACUGUAGAGUCCUCAUGAGUCCUACAGUGGGCCUGAGGCAGUGUUUCCUUUUACACCUGUCACCUGUCUGCCAUUUUCUCCAUUGAUGCCAUCGUGAAGUCUCACUCUGUUUGCCAUUGAGGGGAUUUUUUUAAUGGUGAAAAAAAGCGAUUUUGGUUCAUGUAGUUACAUUAACUUUGAUUUGAUAUUACAAUUUACCUUGAUGAUGUAGUUUUAGGGCACCUGAUAGGAAGCAAAGUCAUUUUAUAUGAUUUCAUGCUUUUAUGGGAAAAGUUUAUAUUGACAUUUUGCGAGUAACAUCACAAUAUAUUGUGUCUAUUAUAUCUAUCUCUCUAUCUAUCUAUCUAUCUAACUAUCUAUCUAUAUAAUAUAAUAUAAUAAGAUAUAAUAGAGCAGAUAGAGCUUUUACCCUGGACAGAUGAUAUGACUUUCCUGCAGCAGGGCAUUUACAAACAUUUUUUCCAAAUUAUAACUUAACUCAAUGUUAUGGUAUAUUCUCGUAAAAUUGCAAUAUAUUUCUGGUAUAUUCUCGUAAAAUUGCAAUAUAUUUCUGGUAAUUUUCUGAUUUUCUUUUUAAAUGAAUGACAUUUUCUAAUUAAAUUGUAACUUAUUCUUAUCAUUCCAACUUUUCUCUUAUAAUAUUAUUAUCUAAUCUUGUGAAAACUGUAUCUUUUAUUUGGUCAUUUUAUUACUUUUCCCUCCCUCAUAAAAUUGGCUCGUUAAAAAAAAAACUUUUACUUUUAUUCUCAAAAUGUGUUAUUUAUUUAUUUUACCAUAAUUGGCCUGAAAAAUUGGUCAUAGGCUGAUACAUUGAAUAAAAACAUACAUUUUAAUGUUUUAAAUUUUAAAAUGUUCAUUGUUAUGGAGGAGUUUGAUAUUUUUGUGUUUUCUUUUAUUGAUCAUUUAUUUUUAGUCAAUACUGAUCCUUGUUAUUUAUCCAAACCCUUAGAAGAAGUUCUUGUCCAUUUGCUGCCCACUGUUCUGCCUCUUUUUUUGCUCUCACAUGAUAGCUUAAAAAAUGUCAAAAAUUGCUAGGAGUGACCUCUGUUGUAAUAUCAUAUUUUGGGUUUGAAACAAUGAAUGCAGCAGAAACGUGUUUCCAGUGAGUAUUUUCCAUUUUUUGUUCAUAUUUUAUUUUCUGCAAGGUUAAAUUAAGUCAUUAUGUCAACCCCUAAUGUACCCAUUUUGUUUACACAGUUCUUUAUUAUUAUUGUUGUAACAAUAAUAUAUAUUACAACAAUGUAUUGUUGUUACUGCACAGCCAUGUUUUGGGAAAGAGAACGAGUGGGAGGGGAGGUUCUUAUGGUUCCAGACUGUUGUUGUUCCUGACUAACUCACCUGUUGAAUUAAAAGUUGAUAUGAAGAACUUCAUAA